AUGAAGUUAAUAUUCAUAUUGGGGGCCUUGGCAUUGACCCUCAAUCAACUGGCUGCGGCUAAAACCCACAAUGUAAUCUGUUAUUAUGAUACAUCCAGUGUAAUGAGAACAGGUCCAGCAAAUUUCACCACCCAAGACUUGGAAAUCUCACUACAACUAUGUACACACAUUGUCUAUGGUUAUGCUGCCAUGAGAGCUUCCACCUUUGAGCUGGUUCCGGGUGAUAAACGUCAAUUACCGCUGUUCCAACAAGUUAAUUACUUAAAGAAGAGAUUCCCCCAUGUGAAAUUCCUUCUAAGUUUGGGUGGCAACAUGGACACAAAGAAUCGUGACAAAUAUAUGCGACUCUUGGAGAGUAAUCGUGAUCAACAGCGUGCCUUCAUCAAUUCAGCAUUGGGCUUUGUGCGUAAUUAUCAGUUUGAUGGUUUAGAUUUGGCCUAUCAAUUUACAGAGGAUAAGCCAGUGAUGAAGGAGUCUCUAUUCAAUAAAGUUUACUCAGCUGCCAAGGAUAAAGUGAUCAGUAAUUUAGAAGGGGGUAAAAGUCAAAAGAAGUUGGUAUCAGUUGCGGAACGUAGAAUUCAGGUUACCCAAUUGAUUGGUGAUUUGAAACAGGCCCUUAGGAGUAGCAAUCUGCUAUUGUCUUUAACCGUUUUGCCCAAUGUCAAUGCAAGCCGUUAUUUCAAUAUUCCCGUUAUAAUGGGCAAUUUGGAUUUUGUAACAUUGGCCACAUUCGAUUACAGCACCCCACAACGCACUCCAAAGCAGGCUGACUAUUUGGCUCCACUGCAACCAUUGCCAGCGAAUAAACUACGCAAUCCCUAUAACAAUGUGGAUAGCCAAGUAAGCUAUUGGCUGCGUCAAGGUGCCGCUGCGGACAAAUUGAAUAUUGGCGUUGCUGCCCAUGGUCGUACGUGGCAAUUUAAGAAAUUAUUGAAAUCGGAUAAAAUGCCCAUUACCUCAUCAUUAGAUGGUCCAGCUGCUGGCGAUUUAAAAACUCGCCGUAAUGGUCUUUUAAGUUGGCCCGAAGUUUGCAAUAAUAUCAAAACUAUGAUUAAAUUCGAAGAUAAGACCCUUGGCAAUUAUGCCCAUCGUGCUCCACAGGUUAAGGGUUCAUCUGGCCUCCUGAUAACAUAUGAAAAUGUACCAAGUAUUGGCGAAAAAGCUCUGUAUGCCAAGAGCCACAAUUUGGGUGGUAUGGCAUUAUUCGAUUUGAGUUUGGAUGAUGUUCACGGCGAAUGUAGUGGUGAGAAAUUUACGCUGUUGAAAACGAUUCGUAAUAAGUUAAUAUAA
Musca vetustissima is the source of this 1290-nucleotide messenger RNA. RefSeq names its product chitinase-like protein Idgf3. The record is from RefSeq and is a predicted model, not a curated record. The coding region runs from base 1 to 1290 and encodes 429 amino acids. The transcript has 3 exons. Gene Ontology annotation, cellular component: extracellular region. Gene Ontology annotation, biological process: carbohydrate metabolic process; chitin catabolic process. NCBI's taxonomy places the organism in Eukaryota, Metazoa, Arthropoda, Insecta, Diptera, Muscidae. Gene Ontology annotation, molecular function: chitin binding.